AUGUCUUUCAUCAAUUUAUUUACUACUCUCUUUACUCUCUUUUUUAUCGAAUCUUUAUUGAUCACCAAUGUACACUCAGCUGCUGCUUCAUCUAUGUCGCCUCUCAGGCACGCCUUAAUGCCUCGAGAUCUUCCACCUUGUCCGCAAAUAUGGCCCGCUCAACCAUACCCUACUGAUAAGGAACGUCUUCACGACUUGGCAGUGGAUGAAAAAGCAACCAAAGGUCCAGGAUGGCGUCCAUCGGCUUGCGACAAGAAGCUUUGGAACUGCGUCUUUGUUGAGCGUGGUGUAAAAACAAAAGCAGGCGGGUUCUAUAGGUCGGCAGAGUAUCCGGUUGAUCAUGGUAACCGUGUUGAGGUUUAUCAAUAUUGGCAGUCUACCAUUCAGUGGGUAGCUCCAAAUGGAGGAGGUGCCGUGAACUCAUACAUGGCACACGGGGUUGAUUAUGUCUGCGUAACAGGUACUAUGGGAGUGAAGUUUUUAGGAAACACAUCAAUGCUUCUGGGUGACCCUAAAAAUCCAAACCUUCAUGUUUGCGAUUGUCACUAUCCACUCGAUGAUGAUAAAUUCAUAUUCAAUCGAGCCAUUUAA
Molecule: messenger RNA, 591 nt
Organism: Melampsora larici-populina 98AG31
Lineage: Eukaryota; Fungi; Basidiomycota; Pucciniomycetes; Pucciniales; Melampsoraceae
Exons: 4
Coding region: 1-591 (196 amino acids)
Source: RefSeq, a predicted model, not a curated record